Molecule: messenger RNA, 2748 nt
Organism: Lineus longissimus
Lineage: Eukaryota; Metazoa; Nemertea; Pilidiophora; Heteronemertea; Lineidae
Product: annexin A11-like
Exons: 7
Coding region: 687-1646 (319 amino acids)
Molecular function (GO): zinc ion binding
Source: RefSeq, a predicted model, not a curated record
GAAACUUUUGUAACCGUAUCCCUGAUUACCAUCGUCGGGGUUGUAACCCUGUAUAAAGUUGUCCCCCUUUUCAGGUAAAGGAACCAGCGUAAAAGAUAAAACUGGGUGUAUGCCCAGUUAAGUUGGAUAGUCAGGGAGUGUCACUUCGAUAGUCGAGCGACUAGUGGGGUGGGUUUUGUGCAGGUGUGGUCCUGGAUUCCAUGUGCAGGGUAAUUUUCGGUAGGUCCACAUUCUGACCUUAAAACCCUGGACACAAAGAACUUGAGACAAUAGGAGCCGGGAGAACCGGACGAAUAUUGGCCUAAUGACCACUAUUUUCAUAUACUAGGUGGCAAACCGGACUCACUAGCAAUGCUGAUACAUGUAUUAGGGCCUACACAGGGACCUAUAUGGGACCUAUAUGUAUUGUACGCCUAUACACAAAGUGGUUAAAAAUUCAAACUAAAAUUCUGGACAAAGCCAAUUUGUACAUGACACUGUACAAGCCAAGCGAUAGAAAUAAUAAAUUGCGGUGUACAGACAUCGAGUUUGGAGACUUUUCCGAAGAGGUUGAUAGAAAUACUUGUAAACUGACCCCGAAAUAUAGACAUACACUAAGUCCCAAAUAUAUAAAUUUCUAUCCCGACCCACUUAUUUGUUUUUAGGACUUCCGCUUGAUUGUACUGUGUGUCAGUGUCAGCCAAUUGAUGCAAUUGCUGUUUCAGUUAAAACGACCAGACAACCUACCCACCAUGUCUGCCCCUCCUCCAGAUGGCCCUUAUGCGUGUGCACCACAACCAGAGAAACAAGGCUACGGUGACGAGGCUCCCCCACCAUAUCCUGUUGGACCAGCCCCUGGGAAUUUCUCUGGACCACCACCACAGCAGCAGGGAUAUCCGCCUCAGCAGGCAGCUUACUAUCCCCCACAACAGCCUCCUCAGGGACCAACUAUUACCCUUCAACCUGGUGUAACACACGUCCACACAACAGCGUUCGGGGAAUCCCCAAUAACAACGGUUUGCCCUCACUGUCAGGCGACAGUGUUAACGGCGACUUCGACUAAAGUUGGACUGUUGGCUUGGAUAAUAUGUGGGGUACUUUUCAUCAUUGGUUGUUGGGCGGGAUGCUGUUUGAUUCCGUUGUGUAUCAGCGCACUUCAUGACGUCAUUCAUUCGUGCCCGAACUGCAAACAGGUCAUUCAUGUUUCCAAGAAGAUGGGACCUCCUCCAGAUUACGCGGCAGGCCCACCACACCAGCCGGCUUACCCCGACAAGGGGCAGCCUCAGUACCCUGCCCAAGGGCAGCCCCCGUACCCUGCCCAGGGGCAGCCCCAGUACCCUGCCCAAGGGCAACCCCAGUACCCCGCCCAAGGUCAGCCUCAAGUUUUUGUUCAACAGCCGGGUCCAACUGUGGUUGUUGCAGCCGUGCCGCGCGUGUUCGGGGAGCAACCAAUGACGCUAGAAUGUCCCGGAUGUAGAGCCACUGUCACAACAUCCACGACUUACUCGAAUGGUUUAUUGACAUGGGCAGCACUUGGAGGACUUUGUAUCGUAGGAUGCUGGUUAUGUUGCCUGAUUCCUCUGUGCGUUUCUGCUUGCAAGGAUGUCGAGCAUAGGUGUCCCAAUUGCCAAAUAUUGGUAGGAAAAUACGAACGACUGAAACUGUAGGCAAACCACGCGUUGGUGUUAAACUACAUGUAUACGGACUGCAUUUAGAACUUACGUUUUGAAUUAAAGAAGCACCCGAUUUACUUGACUCCAACCUGAACUGUUCCUUAAAGAUAUCACUUCGCUAAGGUAAAACUCACUUAAACGGCUAUUUUUGAAUAGUAAAUGGUUCAGAUCCUGGAUCCGUAUAUCGAAGUUCGAAGUUCGUAUUUCGACUUUCGUACUUCGUAUUUCGUAUUUCGUAUUUCGAAUGAUCCUUCUGGGCUUUCGUAAGGUACUGAUAUAGACGCAGUGAUCGCGCAAUUGUAGCUCGCGGACCAGUUGACUUUGUCCGGAGGGAGGGAUGCUGCAUCGUACUCCCACGAAUAAGUGACGUUCAGCCAUCCCCUCUAUGAAGAUGUUCCUUUGCGGACUUGUGCUUGCUUGUUCUGUCCCCAAGUUAGGCAACGCCGAGGAUAGGUGACCGAGAAAUAUAACACCACGAGUUGGAAAUAUCGAUGCGCUCCAUCCAUAUCCCUAAAUGAUGCGGAACAUCUUUUACGAAUCUCUGAGUAAACGUUUUUCCCGCAUGACGCCGCCGUAAGUGUACCAAAAACAUUUGCUUUGCAUUGACUGUAUGACAAUCUUAUUUUUCAUCAAAAUCAUGGAGCUAAUAACUUAGCAUCAUUUUUUGAAAAUAUAGAUAUCUUUUUCUGCACACUCGAGUAAGAUACGCGUACACAAUGGGUGUUUCAAGCCCUAGAGCAAGUCAACAUAUAUACGUCCAUUGAAUGAGUGGCAAGAUUAUUUUCAAAUAAAAAUAUAUGCAAAUAUUGUUAUUUGUAUCUUGUGCAAUGUGUUUUUAUUUAUCAUUAUAAACUUAGAUACAGGCCAACAUCUGAUAUUUGUUGCAGUUUUUCCACAUAGUCUAAAACAAUGUACAUGGAAUAUUAAAAUUUAGGUACGAAUUUUUUUUGGAUGAAAUGGGAACUCCAGUAGAAAGCAAUCGCCUUUUAUAAUCGCAUUAAUAUAAUUUCUAUUUUGCAUCAAAUGCAAGUAUGUGGUAUUUAUAUUAUCAUAUGCACUCUCUGAAAAAAUGAAAAUAAAUUCUUAUUUGGUUGGA